GGCCAACUUCACUCACAUGGACGACCAAACACUGGACCUGCAGACAAAACACACUUCUGGAAAAUUCAAACAAUUCAAUGCACACACACACACAUAUGUAAACACGUGUGUGAACUCAAAACGUCAAAAAGGAAAGAAAACAUGUCUGCAUCGGUACAUGGAUGUGAAUUUAUCUCGUUUCGAGACAAUAAGACGGCAUCUCUGCUGCUCCGCGCUCUAAUCAGAGGCACACUUAUGUGCUAUAAAUCAUGUAAAAGGUCCACAUAGCUGCAUUUAAAUAACAGCUAAAUAAAACCCAGUCGCUCCUCUCGGUGCUUAUUAUUUUAAAUUUUAUGUGCUUUUGGUAACAGAGAGAAACUCGGUGUCGUAGUACCGUGAACGUCCACUACGGGGCGCUAUCCGUCUCAUUUUUCCCCAUUUGGCAGGUGUCCGUGCUUUUACUUUGAAAGUCGCAGCAGGAAGUGCGCGUUUCAUUGUUAGAGCGCGUUGACUGUGGUCCUGCGGCCGCUCAGCCUCCUCCCGUCGUCGCCAUGGUGCAGAUGAUGGAGUCGCAGUGCGAGUAUUUCAUGUAUUUCCCGGCGGUGCCGAUCACGGACCUGUCCGACCCGGCCCGGUACCGCACGCUGCCCCGCAGGAGCCACCUGUACCUGGGCGAGACCGUCCGCUUCCUGCUGGUGCUGCGCUGCAGGGACGCCGGAGCGACGCCGACCGAGCACGGCCCCGCAGGGGGCGCUGAUGGCACAGCGGCAGGUUUUGGGACCGAAUCGGCCAGCAGCCGGGCGUGGAGGGAGUUGGCCGGAUCUCUGUGCGCCGUGGCGAGCGUGAGUCCGGGUGAGAGCAGUCGUCACCGGGGCAACCACCAUCAGCAUCACCACGACUACCAGAGCAGCGGGGACGAGGCCAACGAGGACGGCGAAGAGGACUACAUCGCAGCUGCCGAGGCCGCCAUCGCAGCGCUCGGCAGCAGGGUUGAUUCCCGGUGCCGGAGCUUCAGGGACUGCAAACCUCUGCUCAUCCACAACUCCUCUGGGACGGCGUCGAGGGAGUUCCGCAGGGCGCCCGUCCAGUCUCCUCUAGAUGAGCCGGUGGUCCUGACGGAUGAGGUCAUCUUCCCGCUCACCGUCUCUCUGGACAAACUGCCCGUCAGCACCCUUAAAGUCAAGGUGAUGGUCACGGUGUGGAAGAAGGAGGCGGAGAAAGUGGAGGUGCAGGAACUCGGCUACCUGAGCGUGCUGCAGCAGAGAGAGCCGACGCACACCUUCAGACACGACCUGAACACUUUCAAGGCUCAGGUGAGCACCACCCUGACCGUCCUGCCGCCUCCGACCGUCCGCUGUAAGCAGAUGACUGUUUCUGGAAAACACCUCGCUGUCUUAAAAGUGCUGAACGAGUCUUCUCAGGAGGAGGUGAGUAUUCGGGAUGUUCGGAUUUUACCGAACCUCAACGCUUCCUACCUUCCCGUGAUGCCCGACGGCUCCGUGCUGCUGGUGGACAACGUGUGCCAUCAGUCCGGUGAGGUCGGCAUGGCGUCCUUCUGCCGGGUGGACAGCCUGGCCUGCCGUCUUCCCAGCAUGCUCAGCGCUUUAGAGGAGCACGACUUCCUGUUCCAGCUGCACCUCAACGACAUGCCGCAGGACGACUCCAAUGAGGGGCUGGAGGUUCCUCUGGUCGCUGUGCUGCAGUGGUCAACUUCCAAGAUGCCUUUCACCAACUGCAUCUACACCCACUACAGGUUGCCCAGUAUCCGUCUGGACCGGCCGCGCUUCGUCAUGACGGCCAGCUGUCCGAGCACCGUCAGGGUGAAGGAGCACUUCAAGGUCAAAUAUGUUCUUCUCAACAACCUGCAGGACUUCCUGGCUGUGCGGCUCGUCUGGACUCCAGAGGGUCGAGGUCAGGGGGAAGACGCAGCGCUGUCUGCCGUGGUCUGUCACACCCCUCUCAGUAACCUGGGUCACUGCCGCAAAGGAAGCACUCUGUCGUUCAGCGUGGCCUUCCAGAUCCUCAAACCUGGACUCUACGAGCUGAGUCAGCACAUGAAGUUAAAGCUCCAGUUCACAGCGUCGGUGUCCAACCCUCCACCCGACGCUCGGCCCCUGUCACGUAAAAACAGCCCGUCCAGCCCGGCGGUUCGAGACCUGCUGGACCGACACCAGGCCAGUCUGGGACGCUCUCAGUCCUUCUCCCACCAGCAGCCGUCUCGGUCCCACAUCAUGAGGACGGGCAGCGCUAUGGAGCGACGGGCCAUCACGCCUCCCGUUGGCUCUCCGGUGGGUCGGCCGCUCUACCUGCCGCCGCAGGACAAGUCGCUGCUGUCGCUGGACAAGAUCGCCAAGAGAGAGUGCAAAGUCCUGGUGGUGGAUCCUGUCAGCUAGGCAGCGAGAGGAGAGGCUUUUAUUUUGAAAGAGAAACACACACGAGAAGAGAUGACAAAGAAUCUGACUUCAUGUUACUGCAGGGAACACUCCUGUGUUUGAUCAGCUGACCAAUCAGGAAACAAUCAGAUUUUCCUUCACAAGGAGGAAGAAGUUCAUCCUUCAGCUGAAAUAUUUCAUGUUUUACUUCAUUUCAAGACACUUUGUGUUUUCCAGCUCAUUUCCUGGAAGCGUUCUUUAAAAUUUUAUCUUAUAUUGAACUUUAAAGCAUCGUCCAGAUUGAGCCACUGAAUCGUUUUAUGCUCCAGGUGUGUUUUACAGCAUGAAAACUGCAAACACGCAGCUCAGCUCCACGAAGAGCCGAAGAACUGAGAAUUUAUUUUACAAUGUUUAGUAAAGUUUCCAGGAAAUAAGCUGGGAAGUGCCAAACCUCCAAAAUAAAGUGUUACCUUUUUACUUCUGUGUUAUUUUCAGAGUAAAAGACAUUACAGGUUAAAAACGUAUAAAACUGAGGACAGUCACGGUUAAUGUUUUCUUUCAGUGUUAUUUCCUCCAUCGCGUCACAAACAGUAACUUCAGCAGAAUGUUGAUAAUAAAAUGAAUGGUGGUUGUUGUGAGUCAGCUUCCCUCUGAGGACACUCAGCCUUUUAUUAAAGAGCAGCAGGAGUCUGCUGCCUUGCUCAUGGUGUUCUGGUUCAUCCUGGUUAUGAUCUGGCGCACGUUAGCAAGACAAACUCAUGAAAACUCAAAAUCAGGAAUUCAUCUGAGAUGCAGGCAGGAAUCUCCAGCACUCAACCCGGGAAAACAGGUUAUUCCUGGCUCUGGCUAUUCCUGAUGUUUUUAUGGGAGGGGCUACUGGGGCGUCAGUGUCAGCUGUAGCUCCUCCCACUCCAGGUAGUAACAGGGACCGUUGCUGCGUUAAUUUAUCGCAGUUCUUGGUUUGUCAUUAGUGAAACAAUAAGCUAACAGCGAGGACACAGAUGUAGUCAGAGUGUAUCUGCUGUCUCACUGCUAAAAAUCAACACAAGAAGAAAUGCGCGUUUCUUUAACGUCCGAGGUCACAUGAUGCACCCAGGCAUUUGAUUGGUUCUGCUCUGUUCUCUGUGUACUUCUGUAUUCUUGAAGACGUUUCAUCCAAGAAGGUUUUGCAGUUCAGGAAGAAUCUCAAAACUGGAUUAUACACGGCAGACAGUUGGUGUCAUAAGCCCCGCCCUCUGUUCAAAGAUGGUCAUUCACAGUGGACAUAGAUGCUUCUUUCACUCUCAAACCAACAGGUGGACUCUGGCAUCCUCAAAAAGUGACCUUUGACCUUCAGAUGGACAGAUGGGUUAGGGGUUGACAAAAUAGUUUAGUUUGUGUUUCUGAUCCUCCGUCGUUGGUGUCGGAUCUUGUUUUCUGUGCGUCUUUGCUAAUUUGACGAAAGCCUCGUUGGGAUAACCACACGUUUCUUUACACGUGUGUUCCCUCUUUUUCCUAUUUGUUUUAGAGGGAACGCUUAGAGGGUCCUGAUGACUCCAAGUUUGACAAUUUUAUCUAUUUUUAUUCAGUUAUGACAUAAUUGUGAUGAUUGGCUGUUACACGUUUGCCUGUUUGAAACAGAAAAAUAAUGCAAACAAAAAGAGAUAAAAGCUUUUCCUCAGUACUUGCUGCUGCUUCAUGUUCUGUGUGAUAGUUUCCAUCAAAUUCACCAGAAUCUGCAAAGCUUGUGACUUCCAGUGAUGAAUGAGAGACUAACUAAAACAAAAUGCUUCCCUUCAGGUGCAGUAAGACUUUAGACCAGUGGACGUCCUGCAGUACUGACCACCACCACACACACAGAUACACAGGGUAAAGAUGGGCAAAAGUGGAAAAGCAUCAGAUCCUGAGAAACAACCAGCUGGAGCACAGUUUGAACAGUGUGUUUAAUAAAUGAGUGAAACAUCAGGUCUGUGGAUGGAUUUGGUUUUCAGAAGAUCGAUUACAAAAACAGGAUGUGGAUCCUUAAAGUCCACGCCUUUAUUCUCCGAUUGGACGAAAGUAGCGUUUCAUGAUUCACAGUUCAAAGUAAUCCUUAUUUGUACUGAGCCUCAGUGGAGCGCCACUCUUUGUGACAUCACACAGAGCUGACAGGAAAAAAAUGUGAAAACUGACUUUUAGAGCAGUGUGAAGUCCGACGUUGUCAUGUGACAUCCUGACCUGUAACAGCAUGUGUGUGAUGUGUUAUUAGCUUCUAUUUUGGAUGGGCUUUCAUCAUAAAAACCCCUGAGAAUAAAAUAUUCUGCAUGUAAAAUCCUGAAAGGGCUCAUUUUACAUAAAGAUUGUUACUUUCAGUUCUUUCUUAUGCUUGUAGUUCUGGACGUAAUUCUGAGGGCAGGACUUUUACUCAAAGCUUUCUUUGAGUUUCUGUUUGUACUUGAAGGAGAAAUAAACUCGGGUAUCCACAAAUCUAACUGUGACAAGAACAGACACCGAGGCACUCAGAGCACAAUGCCUCAUGUUAUCGGUUGAAUAUUCAGCCACGAGCAUGAGUACAGCUGACAGCCCAUCCUCUGUUUCUGACUGGCUUCAUUUCCAGCUGACAGAGAUAUGUCUGUGAAGGUCAUCGUAAUCUCAGGAGCUUGGAAAGAAAACCGUCUGGACUUCUUUAAGUUUCCUUGAAGAUGUUUCCUCCGACAAGAUUUUGUCUUUGGGAUGAACCAGACAUCCCAAAGACAAAACUCCUAAACACAAACUUAACAACGUAGUGUAUGCAGCACAGAGCACCAAGGAGUGCUCUGACCUUUACAUCGGCGAGACCAAAGAGCCACUUCAUAAACGAAUGGCACAACAUAGAAGAGCCACCUCCACGGGCCAAGACUCGGCUGUGCAUUCAAUUCAAUUCUAUUCUAUUUAUGCAGCACCA
Molecule: messenger RNA, 5253 nt
Organism: Oreochromis aureus
Lineage: Eukaryota; Metazoa; Chordata; Actinopteri; Cichliformes; Cichlidae
Product: microtubule-associated protein 11-like
Exons: 13
Coding region: 531-2372 (613 amino acids)
Biological process (GO): cilium assembly
Cellular component (GO): TRAPPII protein complex
Molecular function (GO): alpha-tubulin binding
Source: RefSeq, a predicted model, not a curated record